AUGUGCACGGGACAGAAGAAAAAGGUUGUUUUAGGAAACGGUAAGAACGCUUGUGUUUCUUGUGUUAUCGAAUUGUUGACAAUAACUAAAGGCAAGGAUCCGAGCAGAAGUACGGAUAACGACAAAAUAGUAGAAGCAGAACGUCAUAAGAAGAUUGGCAAUGAUUUAUUCAAACAGAAACGUCCCGUUGAUGCAUUCCACCGUUUCAACAAAGCUAUAAGAUUGGUGAUAUUUUUACACGAUCCACAGGCUUUGUUGAAAGAUUGGAAUUUGCUGUACACAAGUUUAUGUAACAAUAUGGCAGCUUGUCAAUUGGAGUUUAAUAAUUACGAGUACGCCAAACAGCUGUUGGACAAAGUAUUAGCCACGGACAAAGAAAACAUUAAGGCACUGAUGCGCAGGUGUCGAGCAUCAGCCGAGUUAAAAAUGUACGAUAGAACUUUGGCAGAUGCCAAGUCGGUGUUAGCAGUCGAGCCCAACAAUGCUGUUGGUAAAAAAUAUGAAGAAAUUGCAGUCGAAGCAUUGAGAUUGCAAAAUGUUAACUACAAAAAUAUGGUGAAAAAAAUGUUUAUUUAA
Messenger RNA from Adelges cooleyi (spruce gall adelgid), 576 nucleotides. RefSeq lists its product as uncharacterized. The record is from RefSeq and is a predicted model, not a curated record. Gene Ontology annotation, molecular function: protein binding. NCBI's taxonomy places the organism in Eukaryota, Metazoa, Arthropoda, Insecta, Hemiptera, Adelgidae. The coding region runs from base 1 to 576 and encodes 191 amino acids. The transcript has a single exon.